AUGGCCCAGUACCAAGAAGAAUCCUUUGUCAUCCCUUCCAACACCUUCCUGCCUGGAUACUUCUCCUCCAUGUUUGAAUCGGAGUUAACAUCUGAAUCAAUCUUGGGACAACAUCUGGCACAGGAACCUGGCAGCGGUAAUGGAUAUCUACCUGAAUUCCAAUGUGGUCCAAGUACGGUGGAAGUAUCUUCCGCCUCCCAUAUACCGUUGUCCUUGUCGUCGUUAGGUUUUGAUGGUGAAAACUCCAACACUACCGAACUUUACUCAUCAUAUCCACCGCCAUCCACAUCAUCUACGAAUAACUCCUCAUUACAUCCUGCGACGGAAGAGGAGAUACAGUUUUUCCAUCCAUGGUACCCUUCUUUUCCCUACACGGAAGAAGAGUUGCUGGCGCAGGAUAAUUUGCAAACGAGCACCCAUGCGUCCCCCCCGACACACACUGAAUCUGGGUGGGACACUUGGCCACAAGACUCAUCGUCAACGACCCGCGCCCCAAUAUUUAGGGGCGACUAUCCGUCUUCCUUUAUGGAAGCUUUGGCGUUCCCCGCCACAAACGAAAAUUUGGGCUUGACACAGGUGUCCCCAGGUAAUCAGCAUGAAAACAAUUACCAGACCUUCUCAAAUACUUUUGGAGAAGGUUUAGGUAACAAUCCCACAUCCACAGGCGAACAACAAACUGUCGAGGAUCCAUGCUCCGGGUAUCACCCUGUCGAGCACGAUCACAGUGAGCGAAACGCACAUGGAAGCGGUCUAUAUGGCCAGAACAAUGCCUCGGAGUGGCUACCCGGGGCAUAUGAAUCCAUCGAAGAGGAAGUACCACAUACCUACGCAGGUACAUGGACGGACGAGUCCAUUGCACCGGAGCAGCCGACUCCAAGCACCUCCCAGGUACAAGGCCACGUCCCCAGUUGUAUGGGGGGCCUUGGUGUCAGCGUCACACGUGAACGCAAGAGGAGGAAGGACAAAGGGUUCCGGUUCGUCAAUCUAGCUAGCAGCUAG
This is a messenger RNA of Psilocybe cubensis, 999 nucleotides long. RefSeq lists its product as uncharacterized. The coding region runs from base 1 to 999 and encodes 332 amino acids. NCBI's taxonomy places the organism in Eukaryota, Fungi, Basidiomycota, Agaricomycetes, Agaricales, Agrocybaceae. The record is from RefSeq and is a predicted model, not a curated record. The transcript is spliced from 6 exons.